UGAGGGGGCAACCAAUCCAACAGACCCAAACGCUUCUUCUUCUUCUAUGUCUGCUCUCACCCAAAUGGACUGGACCAGAGGCCGCCCGAUUGGCCGUGGCUCCUCCGCCACCGUCUCCCUGGCCACUUCCCGUCGGUCCGGCGAUAUUUUCGCCGUCAAGUCCGUCGAGCUCGCUGGGUCGGAACUCUUGCAACGAGAGCAGAGAAUUCUAUCUUCCUUGUGCAGUCCUUACGUAGUGGGCUACAGGGGAGCUGACAUUAGCAGUGAAAAUAACGAGCUUCUGUACAAUCUUUUCAUGGAGUAUGUCCCCGGCGGCACCCUCACCGACGCAAUUCGCCUGCGGGGAGGUGAGCUCGAGGAAUCGGAAAUCGGAUUUUAUGCGCGCCAAAUUGCACAGGGUCUGGUUUAUCUUCACUCUCUAGGCCUAGCACACUGCGACAUUAAAGGAAGGAACAUUUUCGUCGGAGAAAAUGGCGCGAAAAUUGGGGAUUUGGGGUGUGCUAAGUGGAUUGAUCCGAAAUCUAGAUAUGGCGGGGGUGUGGAGGCGAUGCCGAUCGCCGGAACGCCGGCUUUCAUGGCGCCGGAAGUGGCUCGCGGGGAGGAACAGGGGUUCGCCGCCGACGUGUGGGCCUUGGGCUGCACCAUUAUUGAAAUGGCCACCGGAAGUUCGCCGUGGCCGGGCGCCAACGACCCGGUGUCGGUUCUGUACCGAAUAGGGUUUUCCGGGGAAUCGCCGGAGAUUCCGAGGCGUUUAUCGGAGAAUGGGAAGGAUUUUCUGAGCAAGUGCCUGAGCAGAGAUCCAGAGAAGAGGUGGAGCGCUGGUGAACUCCUUAAGCAUCCAUUUCUGGAAGAAUUCAGUUCUCAAGAAAAGGUAUUCCAGGAAUUGAAUUCAAAUUCUCCCACGAGUAUUCUGGAAAAUGAUUUCUGGGACUGCGUGGAAGAGGGAGAAACUCCGGGGGAACGGAUCCAAACAAGUUCAUUGAAUUCUGCGGAGGAAAGGAUUGGACGGUUGACGUCGUUUUCAAGCACACCCAAAUGGGCAGGGGACGAGAAUUGGGUCACAAUUAGAAGCAAUGUGAAUGAGAGUGGCUCGUUUUGUGGGUCAGUUAAAGCUUCAAGUAGGGACAGGGUGGACGACCCUGUUCUUUAUGAGGACUCUUCAGAUGGAUGUAGUGAUUGUAGAUUUGGUGAUUGCAUUAGCAUUGUAUUCAGUACUCACACGCACAAUUGUUUACGUCAAUGUCAAGCAGGAUAAAAAUUUAUACAUUCUCCAAUUCUCUC
Malania oleifera is the source of this 1281-nucleotide messenger RNA. Its product is annotated as mitogen-activated protein kinase kinase kinase 18-like. The transcript has a single exon. Gene Ontology annotation, molecular function: ATP binding; protein kinase activity. Bases 47 to 1255 code for a protein of 402 amino acids. NCBI's taxonomy places the organism in Eukaryota, Viridiplantae, Streptophyta, Magnoliopsida, Santalales, Ximeniaceae. The record is from RefSeq and is a predicted model, not a curated record. Gene Ontology annotation, biological process: protein phosphorylation.